AACUGAUUCGUGAAUUAUUGUUUACCUGAAUUUUUACCUGUCCCAGGUGUGAGUCAGAAAUUAAAAUUUGAAGCAAAAACAAAUGAAUUGAAGGGUUUACCUUCGUCUAAAACUAUGAUUAAGAUAGGUUCUGUGUUCCUGUUGCUGUACUGUUACACAGCAUGGGGUGCAGAUCCAAAGGUUCGAUUGCGGCAGACUUUUCCAGAAACCCAGUUGGUGUACAAUUACAAGACGCUAGUGGUGGAGAAAGACAAGGACUGUUACAUGGCCUGUGUAGUGGAUAAUAAACCUGCAGAUAAAAAGGUACAAUGGUUGAUACAGAACUUCAUGUCCAACACCACCAUCUCCAUAUCUACGGACACAGACACACAGAAUGCCUUCAAGUAUCAGAUAGACAAGCCAGCAGCCAACAACUGGAGGUUGAAGAUACAGAAUGUGCAGGAAUCCGACCAGGCUUUGUACAUCUGCCGUGUACAGCUAGGAGGACAGCAGAAUGCUAAUGACAGUCGAAUGAUUCAAGUAAUACAGAAGCCACAGGUGGUUGACAUCUUCACAAGCUCUGACACCACACAGAAGGAGGGAGACCCACUUACCCUGAGGUGCAGUGCCAGUGGAAUCCCCACACCCAUGAUUACCUGGCAGAUGUCAGGAGGCGGGGUCCUACCCACAGGAGGCAGGGAGCUUACAUCCCCAGUGAUAGUAAUCCCAUCAGUGGACCGGUCGUAUCGAGGGGAGUACAAAUGUAUAGCUAAAAACACAGCAGGGGUGGAUGUUAGACGAAUAUACCUCGGUGUUCUGUUUGCUCCAGAGGUGUCUGUCCACCAGUUCCGUAAGGAAGUGUAUCAAGCCCCGGGCUACAGUAAAGAGUUGACAUGUGAAGCCAAGGGCAACCCUGUACCUACCCAGGAACAGAUUAUCUGGUACAAGGAGGACCAGUUGCUCAGCGAUCCAAAUAAAUAUGUGAUGAAAUCCUACUUCGGAUCUAACUAUGUGCUGAUGAAACUCCGUAUCAAUGACAUUUCCGAUGCCGACUACGGUAUGUAUACAUGCCACGCGGAAAACAACGAAGGAGGGAACGAAAAUACAGUUAUUCUCAGUCGCUCAAGCAGUUAUGUACCGGAAUAUGAGAUGUUCCGGGCAUCUUCGGGGGGUAUGGGUGUGAUUGCGCUCAGUGUAUCAACGUUGCUGAUGUUCGUUGCCACAGCACUGCUUCAUCUGUGCUGAUAGCAGCAUUAACAUUACCAUGGAAAUUAAUACUGCUACUUUCCUUUCAACAGUUUUCAAAUUCAAUUUUAAAUUUAAUUUGUGAUAUUUGUGAUUAGUUUAAUUUGGUUCAUUGAAAAUGAAAAGAAAUCAAGUUUUAAACAGCAUUCUUAGAAAGGCAUAUCCCAUGAUGGUUUGGGUUGUUUAUUGCAAUAAUUCCUUUGGAAGGCAUAAACUUUUUCAGUACAUUGAGUUUUGAGAAUUAUUAAAUUGAUUUUAACUUAAAGGAAAUACCAGUUUUGAAAAAUAUUUGUGUGAAAACUUGAUGUUAAACUAUAAAUUUAUGCAAUAGAAGUGAAGUCCAGUAGCUUGAUGUCAUUGUAAAAAUGCCAUAUUUUCGUUCUUGGAAUACAUUAUGUCUGUUAAUUAUCAUUCAGAUAAUGGUGCAACAGUGGUCCUAUAUAAGUGCUUUAAGAAGCAAGCAUUGUGGAGCGAAGUAAAAUAUUAUUAAUAAAAUCCUGCCUAUAAUAAAUUGAAUCUCCCAAAACUAAACAGAAAACAAAUAUACAGCAUAAACAAAAAUAAAAUUGUUUCCUGUUUCCUGACAUAGCCUUCUGUUUUCUGUCCGCAUUUUUAUUCGCCUUUUUGGUGCAUAAUUAUGUUGUUGUUUACUUUGGAAAUAUGCUUUUAAAAUGUAUUGUUUAUACAGAGCACUCUUGUUAAUGUUAUUUCAGACAAAACAGAUUUUUAAGUUAAUAGUUAUAUGUGUGCCAAUGAUAUUCUGGGACACAUCUUUACCAAAAAUAAGAAACAAACUGAAACGCUUGACCUACCUACCCUACAUUGGGAAUUGGUUUUGAAGUGAAAUCGGAAACAAUUUUGUUUUUCCUUAUAAUCAAUAACCAGACAUUCUUCGGGGAUUUUUAACUAGCACAUUUGUUUAAGACGUGGAAUGAUUUAAUCUUUACUGUGCACCAUGUUGAAAGUUGUAAAUAGUUUUAAAUAAUUGUAAAUAGUUGUUUUUUAUGACUUAAGCUUAAAAGCUUUAGACUGUAUGAUAAGCCUUUUUCAUACCCUUAUAUGUAUAAACAUAUCAACUUUUAUAUCAUCAUUCUUUUGUAAAUAUAAAUCUAGAUGAAUUAUUUUACACUUUAUUUUUUUUGAUAACCAUAGCUUUUAUUUUUGGAAAUGUUUGAAGAUAAAUAAAAAAAACAUAGCAAGAGUUUAAGUACAGUUAUAAUGAACUUUUUUUAAAAAACAUUUUGUUGACACAAUUAUUGUAUGUAUAUUGCAGUUCAAUCUUACAUUCCAAAUGCAAAUUACAUAUCAUUGAUAUAAUUCUAUUUUACACACUGUAUAUUUUCAUAUUUUAUGAUCUUUUUAAUGGAAAUACACCUUAUAUACA
This is a messenger RNA of Mya arenaria, 2608 nucleotides long. Its product is annotated as protein amalgam-like. The coding region runs from base 115 to 1224 and encodes 369 amino acids. Gene Ontology annotation, cellular component: neuron projection. The transcript has 8 exons. The record is from RefSeq and is a predicted model, not a curated record. Lineage: Eukaryota; Metazoa; Mollusca; Bivalvia; Myida; Myidae.